Molecule: messenger RNA, 747 nt
Organism: Arachis duranensis
Lineage: Eukaryota; Viridiplantae; Streptophyta; Magnoliopsida; Fabales; Fabaceae
Product: zinc finger BED domain-containing protein RICESLEEPER 2-like
Exons: 2
Coding region: 1-747 (248 amino acids)
Source: RefSeq, a predicted model, not a curated record
AUGGGUUCACUUAAGAUUGAUUCAGGAGUGGCUAGAGAUAUGUUUACUGGGUAUGUAGUUGUUGGGGAUAAUCCUUUUAAUAUGGUUGAUGAUAGGAGAUUUAGAAAUUGGGUAAAAUAUAUUAGUUCAACUUUGAAACUUCCUUCUAGGAAUACGGUUAAGGCUGACAUAGUGAAAGUUCACAAGAGAGAAGCUGGAAAACUUAAAAAAAUUUUAGUUUCCAUUCCAAAUAGAAUUUUCUUAACAUCUGAUCUUUGGACUUCGAGUACCAAUGAGGGGUUUAUAUGUUUGACUGCACAUUUUAUUGAUGAGAACUGGAAAUUACAGAAUUUUUUCAUUACUUUGGAUAAUGAUUCUUCUAAUGAUACUUGUGUUGAACACUUGAAAAGUUUGGAUGUGCAUGGUUCAUUGUUGUGUGGUGGUGAAUUCUUUCAUGUUUGUUGUUUUGCUCAUAUUUUAAAUCUUAUUGUCCAAGAUGGAAUAAAAAUAUGUAGUGAUGCAGUGUAUAAGAUUAGAGAGUCAAUUAAGUUUCUGAGAAAAUCUGAAAGUCGAAUGGUUAAGUUUAAAGAAUAUUUUGAAGAUAUUGAGGGACUUGAGUAUACGACUGCAUUAUGUUUAGAUGUUCCUACUAGGUGGAAUUCACUUUAUGCAAUGCUUGCAAGUGCUAUUCCUUAUAAGAAAGCUUUUGAAAUGUAUAAAGUAAAAGAAGCUGGGUUUAGGGAGUAUUGUCCUUCAUCAGAUGAGUGA